Molecule: messenger RNA, 1608 nt
Organism: Pseudophryne corroboree (corroboree frog)
Lineage: Eukaryota; Metazoa; Chordata; Amphibia; Anura; Myobatrachidae
Gene: PRADC1
Product: protease associated domain containing 1
Exons: 5
Coding region: 211-768 (185 amino acids)
Source: RefSeq, a predicted model, not a curated record
CCACCUUUUACACAGGUCCGGCGCAGUAGUAAUGCACUGGGCGGUAGUCCCGCUUCUAUUAGGACAUGUACGGUAGAGGAGGAUGACAUCGCGCCAAUCACAGUCACACAGAUCGCUCCACCAAUAGGAAGUAGGGAGGCGUGGUCUGGUUCUUGAGGCAGCUGCUGGUUACCCGAGGACGGUCCUGAUGGUCUCACAUAGCUGGGAGCCAUGGGGGGCAGAGAGCUGACCCUGCUGCUGCUGCUGUCACACCCCCUGCUGGUCUGGGGUCUCCGUUUCCAGGAAUACCUGUAUUUCCAAGUGCUGAGCCCGGGGGACAUUCGCUACAUAUUCACUGCAACCCCAGCCAAGGAUUUUGGAGGGGUGUUUAGUCAGAGAUAUGACCAGAUCCACCUGGUCCCUGCGGAUCCCCCAGAGGCGUGCAGUGAACUGAACAAUGGGGUGUUCAUCCAGGGACAGAUCGCACUGGUGGAGCGGGGAGGUUGUUCGUUCCUGUCCAAGACGCGGGUGAUUCAGGAGCAUGGCGGCAGAGCAGUGAUUAUUGCUGACAGCGCCACGGACAAUGACAGCAUCUACGUGGAGAUGAUUCAGGAUAACACGGGGAGGACAGCCGAGAUCCCAGCCCUCUUCCUGCUGGGCAGAGACGGGUACAUGAUCCAGCGUUCCCUGGAGCAGCACGGACUACCCUGGGCCAUCAUCUCCAUCCCAGUGAACGUCAGCAGCAUCUCCACCUUUGAGCUCAGACAGCCCCCCUGGACGUUAUGGUAGACGCACUGAGAUGUGGGAGAGGCACGAGGCACUGGGAAAGGAAAGGUUUGCAGACGGAGUAUUUAUACACACUGACUGUUUUUUGCUUUUGUGAAGCUGAUUUUUGUAUCUCCUAUUUUUGUCUUCCUCCGGGCUACUUGGAUUUAGCCGUGUUGUACGGUGCGUACUCCUACACCGACGCGACUCUCGCCAGGAGCGCAGAAUUCUCUUUUUUGUAAGAAUUCUAGCCCCAGGAAUUAUAUUUCCAAACUUGUGGAUGAGAAGAUACCUAACAAGACAUGCUGGGACUUGUAGUGACUGGAAGGCUGCCUGUGACAUGUUCUACAGAUAUUACCUACCUGCGCCCAGGUGUGGCACUUGUACCCUGCAGACUUCUGGGUUAGCCGUCCAGGUGGAGACACACGGGGGUAAAUUAACUAAGAUGGGAGUUCUAUUUAAGAUGUGAUGUUGCCCAUAGCAACCAAUCAGAUUCCAGGUAUUAUCUUUUAGAAGGUGCUAGAUAAAUGAGAAGUAGAAUCUGAUUGGUUGCUAUGGGCAACAUCCCUUUUUAAAUAGAACUCCCAUCUUAAUAAAUUUACCCCCCUGUCUCUGCCACUAUGGUGGAUGCCAGUGGGGUGAAUUGCGGACCUUUGUCCCCAGCGUUAAAGGGCUAAACAUGGUUCCCAAAAGUACAAGAAGCGCGUCGCUUAGACAGCCAAGUCCUGUAACGUUUUAUAGUCUGUAAAUAUUCUAUCAGACCUCGUCCUGCCCCCUGCAGUUGUCUGAUAACCUCAGCCGCUGCCUACACUAGUAACGAGUAUACAAUGUGACUUUCUAAGGAUGAAUAAAUGGUUUACAGUU